Molecule: messenger RNA, 2874 nt
Organism: Nematolebias whitei (Rio pearlfish)
Lineage: Eukaryota; Metazoa; Chordata; Actinopteri; Cyprinodontiformes; Rivulidae
Gene: zbtb44
Product: zinc finger and BTB domain containing 44
Exons: 6
Coding region: 336-2327 (663 amino acids)
Biological process (GO): positive regulation of gene expression; regulation of transcription by RNA polymerase II
Molecular function (GO): RNA polymerase II cis-regulatory region sequence-specific DNA binding; DNA-binding transcription factor activity, RNA polymerase II-specific; protein binding
Source: RefSeq, a predicted model, not a curated record
UUGCAUUGUGGGGAUAAAAAUACAGCACCGAAAGGACAGUAAGGAGCACAAAAGAAUGAAGAGGGCACCCCGGCAACUUUCAGCAACGGUUUAUUGCCAUUGUGAAUCAAUGUGAGGGUUGAGUAAAUUGCGACUAGAAGUGAGUGGCAGAGUAAGAACUGCCUAAGAAAAGCAGGGAGGGAAUGUGAAGGAGCGAGGUGGAGCGGCAGGACUCGUCGCUGUCUCCGACUGUUUUUUUUUUUUUUUGUCAGUUGAGCUGUUCGCAUCCUGAGGCCCCACCGUUACCACAGGUCUCGCACCGGAAGGACACUUUCUACUCAUAGCAGGACUCCAAGAUGGGGGUUAAAACCUUCACCCACAGCUCAACCUCACACAGCCAAGAGAUGCUUGAGAAGCUGAAUGCUUUGCGUAAUGAAGGUCAUUUAUGUGACGUUACCAUCCGGGUUCAAGACAAGCUCUUCCUAGCACACAAAGUGGUCCUGGCCUGCUGCAGUGAAUUCUUCCGUUCCAAACUCUUAGGCCGAUCAGAGGAGGAGGAAAAGUUUGUGUUGGACCUCCAUCAUGUGACAGUUAGUGGUUUUGCCCCUCUUUUGGAAUAUGCUUACACCUCUACCCUUUCAAUCAGCACAGAGAACAUCAUUGAUGUCCUGGCAGCUGCAAGUUACAUGCAGAUGUUUACAGUUGCUAGCACAUGCUCAGAAUUCAUGAAAUCCAGUAUUCUCUGGAGCUCCACAAACAUCAGCAACAACAAUGCAACAGCAGACAAACCCCAUGAGGCAGCACCAGAGAGUGCUUCAUCAAACUGUGCCCUAACGCCGUUGGAUGGCAGCGUGUCACCUGUGUCAUCUGAAUGCAGCAUGAUGGAGAGAAACGUUCCCAUUUGCCGCGAGUCACGGCGGAAACGUAAAAGCUUUGUAACAAUGGCGUCGCCGGAGAGUCCACUCAAAUGCACUACACAGAUGGUCACCACCUCACCUCAGAUUCCUAAUCCAUCCCCAUCAUUCUCAGAUGGCCCAGCCCAGCCUGUUGAGUCCUCUUUGGCUUUUCCCUGGACUUUCCCAUUUGGCAUCGACCGAAGAUUCCACUCAGACAAAUCAAAGCUGCCGGAGAGCCCUCGUUGCUUAGAGCAGGGUGCCCCAGGGACAUCAGAUGGGACGGUUGCUCGUAGGCUUAGCGAAUUUCUAACCUGUGAGAGCUCUAAGACGGUGUCCUCACCAGUGGCAACUGAAGAAGAAGACGUGAGAGUGAAAGUGGAGCGUCUUAGUGAUGAGGAGGUCCAAGAAGCAUCAUCACAGCCGGUCAGUGCCUCUCAAAGCUCCCUGAGUGACCAGCAAACAGUACCAGGGAGUGAGCAGGUCCAGGAGGAACUUCUUAUCAGUCCACAGUCUUCAUCUAUAGGGUCAAUGGACGAGGGAGUUUCAGAGAGUUUGCCGUCACUGCAGAGCACUUCUAAUGCUGGAGGACAUGCAGAAGAUGAUGAAAGGCUGGAAGGUAUUCAAUAUCCUUACCACCUCUAUAUAAGCCCAUCAGCUCGACCUGGCACCAAUGGCCCUGAUCGUCCCUUUCAGUGUCCGACCUGUGGAGUCAGAUUCACGCGUAUACAAAACCUGAAACAGCACAUGCUCAUACACUCCGGCAUUAAACCUUUCCAGUGUGAUCGCUGUGGGAAAAAGUUCACACGGGCGUACUCCCUAAAGAUGCAUCGGCUGAAGCACGAAGGUAAACGCUGUUUCCGGUGCCAGAUUUGUAGCGCCACAUUCACGUCCUUCGGUGAAUAUAAGCAUCACAUGAGGGUCUCCCGACACAUAAUCCGCAAGCCGCGGAUUUAUGAGUGCAAAACAUGCGGCGCCAUGUUCACCAACUCUGGCAAUUUAAUUGUACACCUGAGGAGUCUGAACCAUGAGGCAUCCGAACUAGCAAACUACUUCCAGAGCAGUGAUUUCCUCGUGCCCGACUACCUGAGCCAGGUUCAAGAGGAGGAGGAAGCGUUGGGAGUCCAGUAUGAGCUGGAGGAGUCCCAACAUCACCCACUCUACCCAGGCAGCACCUCCACCACCACUGCUACCUCGUCCUCCUCCUCAGUCCAGAUGUCUGUCAUCUCCCAGGUCUCCUCUUCUACCCAGAACUGUGAGAGUUCCCCAGGCUUCCUUUCACCUGAACCACUGGAAGCCCCUGCCUCCCUGAAGAUGGACACAGAUGAGACGGCAGCCAUGACAGAGGAGACCAGAUUGGACAACAGUGCCGGAAUCAGUUCCCCGGAGGUAUUUGAAGAGGAGGAGCAGCAGCAUCUUCAAGCCAAGGAAGUGGCUUCUAUUACCAUUGAGUGAUUCAAGUCUCCUGCCUGCCCAUCAUGUCUUAUUUUGCAGCCAUGUCCUAUGGGAUUACUUAUUUGAAUUAUUUGAUGGCUGAAUGGAACCACUUGCACAUGAAGACACUUCAUCAUAUGGAAUCUGUGAGGAUGGAGUGAUUGAAGAUGCUUGAAGGCCCUGUUGGCUUCAUGACUUUUCUGCACACGAAUGGAAGCACUUAUUUGCAUUUAUGUUGUACAUCAGAUUUCAUUAGGUCAGACAGUCUUAGACAAUUAUUACUACCUGGAAAUGUGAGUUAUCAGUAUUUUAACAAAGUAAUAAGGUUGUUUUUUGUCCCAUGUGACUUGAAUGCAGCUAAAGUCAUCUAUGUCUUAGCCAAUCGGAGGUUUGUUCAAUUCCAAGCCUUGCUCAACUUUUAGAAAGUGCCUGAGAGUUCACACUAAAGCAAAGUAACGUAAAGAGGAAGAAAAGAACUGACUUUGCUAGGUGACAAAUCAAGUCUUUGCAAACUUGGUUAAAAUGUAUUAAACUGUAUUAAAUUUGUAAAAGUAUUGUUAGUUUGUAU